AGUAUGGAAUAUAUAUCAAUACAUUUCACUUUUCAAAAGAUGGAAUUUUAGGGCAUACGUAUAAUAGUGGAAAAUUAUUCGUCGCGGAGGUUUUGGUUUUGAGCAGGGGAAACGUGGAAGGUUUUUACAACGACUAGACGCGGAGGCGGCGGCGUAGAAGAAGUAGAAGAAGAAGGAGAAGAAGAAGCGGCGGGGGAAAAAUAGAAGAAGAACGGGGUGAGGCGAGGCGAGGUUGCGUUGCUUCAUUCAUUAACGACAAGGCGUUCCUCGCCAUCACAUUCGCCCACUAGUUCCUCUUUUACAGCCACCUCUAUCCAGAAAAUGGAAGCCCAACAAGCCAUUCCCGUUGUUGUACAUCCUGCACAAGUGGUUGGGAACGCCUUUGUGACCCAGUAUUAUAAUGUUCUUCAUCAGUCACCACAAAUGGCUUACAGAUUUUAUCAGGAUUGUAGUAAACUUGGCCGUCCAAGCACAAAUGGUGAAUUGCUCACAGUAACUACCAUGGAGGGUAUCAAUCAAAUGAUAAUGUCUCUGGACUACAGUGAUUUUAAGCCUGUGAUCAAGACAAUUGAUUCACAGGAAUCUUAUAGCAAUGGUGUAUUGGUCCUGGUAACGGGAUCGCUAAGCUUUCAAGUCAGUGGAACACGCAUGUUCACCCAGUCCUUUUUCCUUGCUCCUCAGGACAAGGGUUAUUUUGUAUUAAACGAUGUUUUAAGAUAUAUGGAUGAAGAGCCAGAGCAACCAAAGAAGGAUCUUGAUUUGGUCAAGGGACUUACAGACAAGGAAUCCACUGUUUCACUCUCUGAGCCAGUUGUUGAGCCCGAGACGGUGACUGAAAAUGGUCAUAUAGAUGAAUCCCCAGCAGUAGAGCAGGAUUCCUCAGUUGAGGAAGAGUUUCAGUCCACAGAGCAAGUGCAAAUUCCAGAAGUAUCUGUUGUUGAAAAUGAAACUGUAACUGAACAGCAGACCCCACCUGUCAACAAACCUGUCAACAAACCUAUCAACAAUGACGUUCAAACUGCACAAACUGCACGUGAAGCACCAGCUGUUGUCCAUGAUGUUGUGAAGAAAUCGUAUGCAUCAAUUGUUAAGGUGAUGUCGGAAAAUAUAGCACCUGUUGUUGCAGUUCAGAAACCUCCUACGGUGAGAACUGUACCAUUAAGUGUUGAGCGCCAAGCAAGUAAUUCAACUCUGCCAAAAGCACCUGCUACUGAGUCAUCUAGUCCGGUUCCUGCCAAUGGAACUGAUAACAGUACAUCAAUUGAUUCCGAAGGAAAUGGAUGCUCUAUCUAUAUCAGAAACUUACCUUAUAAUGCUACUGCAACUCAACUCGAGGAGGAGUUCAAGAAGUUUGGAGCAAUUAAGCCUUUAGGUGUUCAAGUUAGGAGUAAGCAAGGCGGUUUCUGCUAUGGUUUUGUUGAAUUUGAAACAGCAGCCUCUGUACAAACAGCACUGGAGGCAUCCCCUAUUACUAUUGGUGGAAGGCAAGCAUUUGUAGAGGAGAAGAGGCCAUCUUCUGGUGCUAGAGGUUCAGCAACUCGAGGACGGCCUGUUCCUGUCAGAGGUGCUUUCAGAAAUGAUGGAAAUAGGGGACGCGGUGCUUAUGGUGGUCGAGGGAAUGGAAGAGGUGAAUUUGCAAAUAGAGGUGAUCUUGGAAACAGGGGUCGGGGUAAUUUAUCUGGACGUGGCAAUCUUUCCGAGGACCCAGAAGGAUUCCAAAGGGUUGAACAAUUUCGAAAUAGUGGAAGAGGUGGUAGGCGAGGUGGUGGUAUGGUCACAAGCAAUGGGCCUAGGAUGGGUUCUGUAGCUGCAUGACAUGUCUAGAAGAAAAUGCUUCUUGCGGCUUGUUUAUAUGGCACGUUUGUUUUCUUGCAGAGCUUACCAGCUUUAAGUUGGAAUUUUGAUAGAAAACUGUAGCUUUCUUUCAAGCAGGCUUCCAUUACAGGGCUGGCAAAAAUGAAAGUUUAAGCAUUUGUACUGCGAACAAUUUUGCAUCCCAUUCUAUUAAUCUGGAGUUCUAGUUGAUUCAAUUUCAAAUUAGUAUACAGGUGAGUGCGGCUGGGUGUUCAUUUUCUUUGAAAAAUCCCACCUCAAGUUUUGAAAUCAGAUAUGUUACUUUACUCUAAUUGGAAAUAGCUUUAUUUAAUGAGAAAGUCAUUAAGCUAUUUAGUUGCUAUAAUUGGCUUUAUUGGAUACCUUUCACGCUAGUUUCCCAGUGAUUUGCCAUAUUCUUCAUAUUUGUCUCAGGUUUUCGUUUCAAAUAUUCACUCUGUGAAAGGUUUGUGCAUUGUAAGUUCUAAAUUUUUAAUGCAACUGGGUUUUCUCCAAUUACAUUA
Cryptomeria japonica (Japanese cedar) is the source of this 2336-nucleotide messenger RNA. RefSeq names its product nuclear transport factor 2. Bases 322 to 1815 code for a protein of 497 amino acids. NCBI's taxonomy places the organism in Eukaryota, Viridiplantae, Streptophyta, Pinopsida, Cupressales, Cupressaceae. The record is from RefSeq and is a predicted model, not a curated record. The transcript is spliced from 10 exons. Gene Ontology annotation, molecular function: mRNA binding. Gene Ontology annotation, cellular component: cytosol; ribonucleoprotein complex.